CCGUAUAUAUGUAAGGAAUGUGGGAAGGCCUUUGCUAAAGCUUCAAAACUUACUGUACAUAGGAGAAUUCACACUGGAGAGAAACCAUAUAUAUGUAAGGAAUGUGGGAAGGCCUUUGCUGAAUCCUCAAGACUUACUGUACAUAGGAGAAUUCACACUGGAGAGAAACCAUAUAUAUGUAAGGAAUGUGGAAAGGCCUUUGCUGUAGCUUCAACACUUAGUGUACAUAGGAGAAUUCACAGUGGAGAGAAACCGUAUAUAUGUAAGGAAUGUGGAAAGGCCUUUGCUAGAGCUUCAAGACUUACUGUACAUAGGAGAAUUCACACUGGAGAGAAACCGUAUAUAUGUAAGGAAUGUGGAAAGGCCUUUGCUGUAGCCUCAAGACUUAGUGUACAUAGGAAAAUUCACACUGGAGUGAAACCGUUUAUAUGUGAGGAAUGUGGAAAGGCCUUUGCUGUAGCUUCAACACUUAGUGUACAUAGGAGAAUUCACAGUGGAGAGAAACCGUAUAUAUGUAAGGAAUGUGGAAAGGCCUUUGCUUUGGCCUCAAGACUUAGUGAACAUCGGAAAAUUCACACUGGAGAAAGACCCUAUGUUUGUAAGGAAUGUGGAAAGGCCUUUACUUUGUCCUCAAGACUUACUGUGCAUAGGAAAGUUCACACUGGAGAGAAACCAUAUAUAUGUAAGGAAUGUGGGAAGUCCUUUGCUGAAGCCUCAAGCCUUCGUGGACAUAGGAGAAUUCACACUGGAGAGAAACCGUAUAUAUGUAAGGAAUGUGGGAAGUCCUUUACUGAAGCCUCAAGCCUUCGUGUACAUAGGAGAAUUCACACUGGAGAGAAACCGUAUAUAUGUAAGGAAUGUGGGAAGUCCUUUACUGAAGCCUCAAGUCUUCGUGUACAUAGGAGAAUUCACACUGGAGAGAAACCAUAUAUAUGUAAGGAAUGUGGGAAGGCCUUUGCUAGAGCUUCAAGCCUUACUGUACAUAGAAGAAUUCACACUGGGGAGAAACCGUAUAUAUGUACAGAAUGUGGGAAGGCC
Messenger RNA from Sorex fumeus (smoky shrew), 1038 nucleotides. Its product is annotated as zinc finger protein 345-like. Lineage: Eukaryota; Metazoa; Chordata; Mammalia; Eulipotyphla; Soricidae. The record is from RefSeq and is a predicted model, not a curated record. Gene Ontology annotation, molecular function: RNA polymerase II cis-regulatory region sequence-specific DNA binding; DNA-binding transcription factor activity, RNA polymerase II-specific. The annotation marks the transcript as partial. Gene Ontology annotation, cellular component: PcG protein complex; transcription regulator complex. Gene Ontology annotation, biological process: regulation of transcription by RNA polymerase II. The transcript has 2 exons.